AUGAAAGAGAAGUCCAAAAAUGCUGCCCGGACUAGGAGGGAGAAGGAAAACAGUGAAUUUUAUGAACUGGCUAAAUUACUGCCUUUACCCUCGGCUAUCACCUCUCAGCUGGACAAAGCAUCCAUAAUCAGGCUCACCACCAGCUAUCUCAAAAUGAGAGUAGUGUUCCCAGAAGGGCUCGGCGAAGCGUGGGGCCACUCGAGCAGGACCAGCCCCCUGGACAACGUAGGCCGCGAACUGGGCUCCCACCUGCUCCAGACCUUGGAUGGCUUCAUCUUUGUGGUGGCCCCAGAUGGGAAGAUCAUGUACAUCUCGGAGACAGCCUCAGUCCACCUGGGUCUUUCUCAGGUAGAGCUGACCGGGAACAGCAUUUACGAAUACAUCCACCCUGCGGACCACGACGAGAUGACGGCGGUGCUCACUGCCCACCAGCCCUACCACUCUCACUUCGUCCAGGAGUACGAGAUCGAGCGCUCCUUCUUCCUGAGGAUGAAGUGCGUCUUGGCCAAGAGGAACGCGGGCCUCACCUGCGGCGGCUACAAGGUCAUUCACUGCAGCGGCUACCUGAAGAUCCGCCAGUACAGCCUGGACAUGUCCCCCUUCGACGGCUGCUACCAGAACGUGGGCCUGGUGGCCGUGGGCCACUCGCUGCCUCCCAGCGCCGUCACGGAGAUCAAGCUGCACAGCAACAUGUUCAUGUUCCGCGCCAGCCUGGACAUGAAGCUCAUCUUCCUGGACUCCAGAGUGGCGGAGCUGACGGGGUACGAGCCUCAGGACCUGAUUGAGAAGACCCUGUACCACCACGUGCACGGCUGCGACACCUUCCACCUGCGCUGCGCCCACCACCUGCUGCUGGUAAAGGGGCAGGUGACCACCAAAUACUACCGGUUCCUGGCGAAGCACGGCGGCUGGGUGUGGGUGCAGAGCUAUGCGACCAUCGUGCACAACAGCCGCUCGUCCAGGCCGCACUGUAUCGUCAGCGUCAACUAUGUCCUCACAGACACGGAAUACAAAGGGCUGCAGCUCUCCCUGGAUCAGAUCUCAGCCUCCAAACCAGCCUUCUCCUAUGCAGGCAGCUCCACUCCUGCCAUGACUGACAGCAGAAAGGGGGCCAAGUCCAGGCUCUCCAGCUCAAAGUCAAAGUCCAGGACUUCCCCAUACCCUCAGUACUCGGGAUUUCCCGCGGAAAGAUCUGAAUCUGAUCACGACAGCCAGUGGGGCGGCAGUCCUCUGACAGACGCGGCCUCCCCGCAGCUGCUGGACCCCGCGGACCGGCCGGGCUCUCAGCACGACGCGUCGUGCGCCUACAGGCAGUUCUCGGAACGCGGCUCUCUCUGCUACGGCUUCGCGCUCGACCCCUCCAGGCUGGUAGAGGAGAGGCAUUUCCACACCCAGGCCUGCGAGGGCGGCCGGUGUGAGGCAGGCAGGUACUUCCUGGGAGCGCCGCAGGCGGGGAGGGAGCCCUGGUGGGGCUCUCGCGCAGCCUUGCCCCUGACCAAGGCCUCCCCGGAAAGCAGAGAAGCUUAUGAGAGCAGCAUGCCUCACAUCGCCUCGGUCCACAGGAUCCACGGGCGAGGUCAUUGGGAUGAAGAUAGUGUGGUCAGUUCUCCAGACCCUGGGUCUGCCAGCGAAUCAGGUGACCGAUAUCGCACUGAGCAGUAUCAAAGUAGCCCACAUGAACCUAGCAAAAUCGAAACUCUGAUCAGAGCCACCCAGCAAAUGAUUAAAGAAGAAGAGAACAGGUUGCAGCUGAGGAAAGCCCCCCCAGACCAACUGGCUUCCAUUAAUGGAGCUGGGAAAAAACACUCCUUCUGUUUUGCAAACUACCAGCAGCCCCCAACGACAGGCGAAGUCUGCCACAGCUCCGCUCUUGCCAACACUUCACCAUGUGACCACAUCCAGCAGAGAGAGGGAAAGAUGCUGAGCCCCCGCGAAAAUGACUACGACAACAGUCCCACAGCACUGUCGCGGAUAAGUAGUCCCAAUUCAGAUCGCAUUUCCAAAUCCAGUUUGAUCCUAGCUAAAGACUAUCUACAUUCGGAUAUGUCUCCUCAUCAGACGGCAGGAGACCACCCUGCCGUCUCUCCAAACUGCUUUGGCUCUCACCGGCAGUAUUUUGAUAAGCAUGCUUACACAUUAACUGGAUACGCCCUGGAGCACUUAUAUGAUAGCGAAACUAUUAGAAACUAUUCCUUGGGCUGUAAUGGCUCACACUUUGAUGUAACUUCCCAUCUACGGAUGCAGCCGGAUCCAGCACAAGGACACAAGGGAACAUCUGUUAUAAUAACCAAUGGAAGCUGA
Messenger RNA from Lagenorhynchus albirostris (white-beaked dolphin), 2301 nucleotides. RefSeq names its product SIM bHLH transcription factor 1 (gene SIM1). Gene Ontology annotation, biological process: regulation of transcription by RNA polymerase II. The transcript is spliced from 11 exons. Bases 1 to 2301 code for a protein of 766 amino acids. NCBI's taxonomy places the organism in Eukaryota, Metazoa, Chordata, Mammalia, Artiodactyla, Delphinidae. Gene Ontology annotation, molecular function: DNA-binding transcription factor activity, RNA polymerase II-specific; RNA polymerase II transcription regulatory region sequence-specific DNA binding; protein dimerization activity. The record is from RefSeq and is a predicted model, not a curated record.